UUUCCAAUUUUUUUUUUUAAAAUUCUGUCCCAGCUGAUUGUUUUCUGCUUUUCUGUCGAUAAUUUUGGUCCUUUUCUUGAUUCUGCGUUUGACGCAAUUUAGGUUUUGGAGCUAUUUUUACCGUCUCCUCUGAAAGUUUGAGCCCUUGAGUUCGUUGAAUCGGCAUGUUAGUUUGACGAGGAUGAAUCAAGGAGGGACUACUGAUACUCUAACAACACUGGGCACCAAUUCCGUCGAGAAGUAUCCAGUCAUUGAUCCAAGUCAAGCACACGCAUCCUCUUACUAUGCCUCAACUGGCUCUGCACCAAUAUCAUGGACCACCCAUGGGGCAAAUAAUUAUCCUAGGGAGAAUGGAACCGUUUCUACUUCCACUUAUCAUCAUGACCAACAAGCAGAAUUAACCUCAAGGAGUGUCCAAGAUGGAUUAAAUGGGGCACCUGUUGUAUCCACUUCAACUUCUGGGGCAGUAAAUGUACAACACGAUUACAAUAGUUAUUCAACCUACCAGAAUACAGAUCCGUAUGGAUAUGGAAAUACAGGAUAUGCAUCUUACUAUAAUAAUUAUCAGCAGCAAACAAGUCAACCAUAUCAACCUCCUGUAGGAGCAUACCAAAACUCAGGUGCUCCUUAUCAGCCUCUUUCCUCAUUUCAGAAUACUGGGUCUUAUGCUGGGUCUGCAAGUUAUUCAAGCACUUACUACAAUCCUGCUGAUUAUCAGACAGCCGGAGGUUAUCAGAGUGGUGUUUAUAGCAACCAGACCAAUUAUUGGCAAGAAGGACAGUAUGCAACAUACUCUUCUCAAUAUCCCAACUACACCCCAGACUCGACUACAUUGUAUAGUUCCACUCCUAGUGCUGCAUCUUCACAGUAUGCACAUCAUUAUAAGCAAUGGGCUGACUAUUACAAUCAAACACAAACAGAAGUCAGCUGUGCUCCAGGGACAGAAAAUGUUUCUGUUUCUGGUGCACCUAGUCUGAGUUCUGUCCCUUGUGGGUAUCCAGCAGCAAAUAGUCAAGCCUCUGCACCUUAUAUUACGUCCUGGAGGCCGGAAUCUACAUCUUCUGAAUUACCUGCGGCACAGUCUGGUACACUGAAUGGUGGUGUUCAUGAUGGGCAUUGGAAGCCUGCACCUGCAGUUUUUCAAAAUCAAAAUUUGAAUUCAGUGCAACAUGUUCAAAUGCCUUUAGAGACAAGUUCCACAUAUGAAAGCUUCCAGAAUCAGCAAAAUCACGCACAUUCUCAAGGGCAUAACUUAGUGUAUACAGCUACGCAUCAGGUUCCCCAAAGUUAUCAGUCAUCUUUACAAACUGUUUCACAAAUUGCUCCACAGCUUGAUUCGCGCAGGGCAAGCAGCAAAUUGCAGAUUCCUACAAAUCCUAGAAUUGCUUCAAAUUUGGGCUUGGGUUUUCCAAAAGUAGAGAAGGAUAUUUCUGCAAGCACUGCAGCUUCAAAGCCUGCCUACAUUAGUGUUUCACUGACAAAGCCAAAUGAGAAAGUGCCAUCUGAAGAUGCUGCUGAGUCUAUACUAAAGCCUGGCAUGUUUCCAAAGUCACUGUGUGGUUAUGUCGAAAGGGCUUUGGCUCGCUGCAAAGGUGAUGCACAAAUGGUGGCUUCUCAAGCUGUCAUGAAAGAGAUUAUCAUGAAGGCAACCGCUGAUGGUACUCUACAUACAAGAGAUUGGGAUACAGAGCCUCUUUUCCCCCUGCCGAAUGCAGAUGCUGCUAAUCAAGAACAUAUACUGUUCUCAACUCCCAUUUCUUCAUUACCAAAAAGCAGAAGUCCUAGUAGACGAUCCAAAAGUAGGUGGGAACCUAUAUCAGAAGAGAAAGUGGCUGACAAGCCUCCUGCUGCUGCUGCCCGUGAACCUGUAAAAUAUGGUUUUUGGAACAAACAGCACUAUACAGUUGGAAAAACAGAGAACAAGGUGGAUAACUGGAGUAAUACCAAAUUUUCUUUACCAGAACAGAAAAGCUCCAACAAAAAUUCUUUCAGGCCAGCUAAGAAGCAACGUCUUGUUGAUGGUCUAAGUGCAGCUGAUAAUGGUGAUGAAUCAAGUGAGAGUGAUAAGGAACAAACUUUAACAGCAUAUUAUUCUGCUGCUGUAGCACUUGCUGAUUCACCAGAGGAAAGAAAGAGACGUGAAAGUCGAUCAAAACGUUUUGAAAAGGGACAUGGAAACCGAGCAGAAAUUAAUCAUUUUAGGCAGAAAAGUGCUGGUGCUGGCAAUCUAUAUACUAGACGAGCUAGUGCAUUGGUGCAUAGCAGAAACUUUGAGGACAGUGGCACCAAGGCUGUUGAAGAUAUUGACUGGGAUGCUCUUACUGUCAAAGGGACCUCUCAGGAAAUUGAGAAACGUUAUCUGCGCCUUACUUCGGCUCCUGAUCCUGUCACGGUAAGACCAGAAGAGGUCUUGGAAAAAGCCCUGCUUAUGGUGCAAAAUUCUGAAAAGAAUUACCUUUAUAAGUGCGAUCAGUUAAAAUCCAUUCGGCAAGACUUGACUGUACAGCAUAUACGCAAUGAGUUAACUGUAAAGGUUUAUGAAACUCAUGCUCGUUUAGCAAUUGAAGUUGGGGAUCUGCCAGAGUUUAAUCAGUGCCAAUCCCAGUUGAAAACGCUUUAUGCUGAAGGAAUCAGUGGAUGCCAUUUGGAGUUUGCUGCAUACAAUUUACUCUGUGUAAUCCUGCACUCUAACAAUAACAGAGAUCUCCUGUCUGUGAUGUCAAGAUUAUCAGCUGAUGCUAGGAAAAAUGAUGCUGUGAAACACGCUCUUGCAGUUCGUUCAGCAGUGACUUCAGGGAAUUAUGUUCUGUUUUUCAGGCUAUACAAAACAGCUCCCAACCUUAGUACUCUUCUCAUGGAUCUUUAUGUUGAAAAGAUGCGAUAUGCAGCAGUAAAGUGUAUGUCUCGUUCAUAUCGUCCUACUAUUCCCGUCGCAUACAUUUCUCAGGUUCUGGGCUUCGGUAAUGUCUCGCCCACAACUGAAGCAAGUGAUGAGAAGGAAAGAGAUGGAGUUGAAGAAUGUGCAGAAUGGUUGAAGGCUCAUGGUGCAUGCCUAUCUAAUGAUAAUGCUGGGGAGAUGCUUCUUGACACAAAGGUAUCUAUGUCAAGCCUCUACAUGCCAGAACCUGAGGAUGCCGUGAGCCAUGGAGAUGCUAAUCUUGCAGUUGACGAUUUUUGGGCACGGAAUCCUGUAUAAGUUGGUAUGGUUAAGUGGAAGAGUCGUCUGAAGGUCCUGUCUGGGGGGAAUCUGAUUAAGCCAUCACAGAGAUCAGUUCCAAGAAAUUUUGCUUGGAGAUUUGCGCAGGGCAGCUGUUCAAUUAGCGGGGAUGUGGACUUCUGUUAUAUCAACUGUAUGUUGUGAGAUAUUAUGAAUUGAAAGGGAAAGGAAAUGUGAGUUCCCAUUGAAGUGCUUCUCCCAGUGUACUGAUGGGAUGCACUUGUACUUCCAACUCAUUAAUAGAUAUCAGUGUCUCGAAAGAAAUUACCAUUCUUUCCAGGGAUGAUAGAGAACUAUACAAAUGUAUAUUGGAAGGGAAAAUGAAAUAAGCAAUAGUAACGUUUACACUGUAGGUUUGGACCUGGAGUCAGGAAGAUGGCAUGAGGAGCCUGACUUGUUUGUAUGAUGGCUAUUGAAUAUCAUCAAUUUUGGCGGUUCACCACUGGACUUGAUUUUUCCGGCC
Messenger RNA from Coffea eugenioides, 3680 nucleotides. RefSeq names its product SAC3 family protein A. NCBI's taxonomy places the organism in Eukaryota, Viridiplantae, Streptophyta, Magnoliopsida, Gentianales, Rubiaceae. The coding region runs from base 182 to 3196 and encodes 1004 amino acids. Gene Ontology annotation, cellular component: nucleus. The record is from RefSeq and is a predicted model, not a curated record. The transcript is spliced from 14 exons.